GCUGGAGCGCGGAGAGUUGUUCGUGGGCCCGCUGCCCUCCGAGGAAGUGGCAAUGGCGGGGUCUCGGGGAGCCACGUACAAGUACAAGGUGUGGAUGCGACAUCGCUAUCGCAGCUGCUGCAGCCGCCUGGGGGAGCUUCUGGCCCACCCCUCCUUCCAGGUUAAGGAGCUGGCUCUCAGCACACUCAUGAAGUUUGUGCAGCUGGAAGGAACGUGCCCCCUGGAGAAGCCCAAGUGGGAAGGCAACUACCUGUUCCCCCGAGAACUCCUCAGGCUGGUGGUAGGGGGCCUGCUCUCGCCUGAGGAGGACCAGAGCCUGCUCCUCUCCCAGUUUCGGGAGUACCUGGAACACGAUGACAUUCGCUACCACACGAUGCAGGCAGCCAUGGAUGCUGUGGCCCAGGCCCCUGACCGGCACCCUGAGGUGCCCCCCACCUUCUGGAACAAUGCCUUCUUGCUGCUGUCUGCUGUGAGCCUGCCCCAUCAGGAGCCGGCCGUCACCAGCUUCUACGUGAAGCGCACAGAGCUGUCGAACAAGUGGAAGGUGGCUCAUCGGAAGGAGCAUAGGAAGACCUUCCAGGCCAUGUGGCUUGGUUUCCUCAAGCACAAGCUGCCCCUGAGCAUCUACAAGAAGGUGCUGGUGACCAUGCAUGACACCAUCCUGCCACACCUGGCACAGCCUGCACUCAUGAUUGACUUCCUCACCGGUGCCUACGAUCUCGGGGGCGCCGUCAGUCUCUUGGCCUUGAAUGGGCUGUUUGUCCUGAUUCACGAGCACAAUCUGGAGUACCCCGACUUCUACCGGAAGCUCUAUGGUCUCCUGGACCCAUCCAUCUUCCAUGUCAAGUACCGUGCCCGCUUCUUCCACCUGGCUGAUCUCUUCUUGUCAUCCUCCCAUCUCCCUGCCUACCUGGUGGCUGCCUUUGCCAAGCGCCUGGCCCACCUGGCCCUGACAGCCCCACCCGAGGCCCUGCUCAUGGUCCUGCCCUUCGUGUGCAACCUUCUGCGCAGGCACCCGGCCUGCCGUGUCCUGGUGCACCGGCCACAGGGCCUUGAGCUGGAUGCUGACCCCUAUGACCCUGCAGCAGAGGACCCAGCCAAGAGCCGGGCCCUGGAGAGCUCCCUGUGGGAGCUGCAGGCCCUCCAGCGUCACUACCACCCCGAGGUGUCCAAAGCUGCCAGCGUCAUCAACCAGACCCUGUCGGUCCCCGAAGUCAGCAUCGCACCGCUGCUGGAGCUCACAGCCUACGAGGUCUUCGAGCAGGACUUGAAGAGGAAGGGCCCCGCAUCACUGCCGCUGGAGUUUGUUCCCGCGCGGGGCCUGCUGGGGCAGCCAAAUGACCUCUGCACCCAGCACUUCACCCUUGGCUGACUCCGUCCUUGUGAAUAAACGCUUUCUAGGCGCUCGGCUCAGGUGUGGCCUGUGGCAGCUUUGUGCCUGUGCCAAGUGGGCCUCACAGCUGCUGCCUGCCUGGA
This is a messenger RNA of Carlito syrichta (Philippine tarsier), 1476 nucleotides long. RefSeq names its product nucleolar complex associated 4 homolog (gene NOC4L). Gene Ontology annotation, cellular component: Noc4p-Nop14p complex; small-subunit processome; nucleolus. The coding region runs from base 53 to 1372 and encodes 439 amino acids. The record is from RefSeq and is a predicted model, not a curated record. NCBI's taxonomy places the organism in Eukaryota, Metazoa, Chordata, Mammalia, Primates, Tarsiidae. Gene Ontology annotation, biological process: ribosome biogenesis. The transcript is spliced from 14 exons.